This is a messenger RNA of Egretta garzetta (little egret), 1991 nucleotides long. It is a transcript of the gene SLC25A1, whose product is annotated as solute carrier family 25 member 1. The record is from RefSeq and is a predicted model, not a curated record. Gene Ontology annotation, biological process: mitochondrial citrate transmembrane transport. The transcript is spliced from 6 exons. Bases 1206 to 1991 code for a protein of 261 amino acids. Lineage: Eukaryota; Metazoa; Chordata; Aves; Pelecaniformes; Ardeidae.
CCGCCGUCCGCAGCGAGGUGCCCGGGCUCCUUGAGCCGGUUUCACAAGAUGGCCCGCCGUGGGAUGUGCAGAGGGUGGAGCCCGUUCAACCCGUUUCGCCGCUGCAGGCGUGGUGGUGGGGUUUCUCCGCUCCCGCCCUGGCUGGGUUUUGUUAAUGGCAGGGGCUCCAGAGCAGAGCAGUUGGCUGCCAAGAGGGGGUCUGUGCUGCUGCCAGGGCAGCACCGGGGCUGCAGAGAACUGUGAUGAGCUGGAGGAGGGCAUUUCUGCCGCCCCGUUUUGUAGCACCCUUGCUGGUCUUUUGGUUAUUUAUUUGUUUUUUAUCCCCCAGCUCUGAAGGCUACCUUGGCUAGUGGGGAAGGGCACCGAGUCCCUUCGUGAGGCAGGGGACGGCCAGCAGGACACCCAGGAGGCUGGCAGGGUUGCCUGCUGUGCCCGCAGCGUGUGGGCUGUGUCGCGGAUCUCGGCUGCUCAUCUCACCCCAGGCACCUGCACCUUUUGCAAGUGGGCCGGGUGCCCUCCGAGCAGGGGGCGAUGCAGGGCUCAGCUUUUGCCGGAGCUCUGGAGAGGAGCUGGAAGCCUGUCGGAGCCUUCCCACCGCCCUGAGCAGCCCAGCAGGCAGGCGGGGCAAGCUGCAGGCAUGGGGCCUGUGAGAGCUCUGCUGCUUUGCUUCCAGGCCCUUAGGAAUAAUUUCCUCUGACCUGAAAGGAUCCUGCCAAAUCUGAAGUUAAAAGGAGCUUUUUGUAUGGAAAUCAGGUGCUUGUGUAUCUGCAGGUGAAAUUACCCUCAACAUGGAGAGGCUGAAAUUGCUCUCCAGGUGCCCGCUGCUCAUCAGAGCUGCACAGAGACCUGCUGCUCUGCUCCGUCCGCAGGAGCAGGAUGCUCUUGCAGGAGUGCCAGAGAGCCAGUGCCACCUCCUGCCCCUCUGUGGCUCCCAAACAGGGCAGUGGGUGCUCUCUGGGGCACGUUACCUCCUGGUAGGGGCUUGCAGGGGGUGGCAGUGGCUGCGCAGCUUUGGUUUGUGUCGGCCCCUGGGGCUCUGUGCAUCUGCUCCAUCGCAGCUGCAUCCUCCUGCCCUCAGCACCCACCCUGUCCUGGGUGCCGGAGCUGGGGUCCCCGGGACGGGCUGGCCACAGGGUGGCUGGUGGUGUCCCCAGAAGCUGCUCACUAAUGGGGUUUGAGGUCAUUAGCUGAACCUGCGUGCGCCGAUGCCAUCACACGCUGCGUCACCAUCACAGGGGCAGCGCCCUCCCGCUGUCCCCAAAAACCCUCUUCCCCUUUCCUGCCAGCUCUCCCCAGCUGUGCCCAAGGGCUACGGCCGUGUCCUCAAAAAACUGCUGGCCCCUCCAAAAAAGGAGAGGGACUGCGUGAAGCAGACUGUCCGUGACCAUGGCGUCCGGGGGCUGUACCGGGGGCUCAGCUCGCUGGUGUACGGCUCCAUCCCCAAGGCUGCUGUCAGGUUUGGGAUGUUCGAGUUCCUCAGCAACCAGAUGAGAGACGAGCAGAGGUGGCCAGCAGCCCUUCGGGGCCGUUGCCUCCCUCCUUGCCUUGGCCAGGACGAGCACAUCAUCUCCCCGCAGGUGAAGUUUAUCCAUGACCAGUGCUCCCCCAAGCCCAAAUACCGGGGCUUCUUCCACGGCGUCCGGGAGAUCGUUCGGGAGCAGGGACUAAAGGGGACCUACCAGGGCUUGACCGCGACCGUCCUCAAGCAAGGAUCCAACCAGGCCAUCCGCUUCUUCGUCAUGACCUCCCUCAAGAACUGGUACAAAGGGGACAAUCCCAACAAGGUCAUCAACCCCUUCGUCACGGGGAUUUUUGGAGCCCUUGCUGGAGCUGCGAGCGUCUUCGGCAACACCCCCUUGGAUGUGGUGAAAACCAGGAUGCAGGUACGGCACUGGGGCACGGUGCGGGAGCCUGCCUGUGGUGACCCCCAGGGCUGGGGUCACCCACUGUUGGGGAGCUGUUUUGUGCAGCCCCCCGGGGCAGGCGCCUGA